CGCCGCCGCGCCAGCCCCUCCGAGGGGCGCAGGUGGGUGGUGGUCGUCGCGGGGGUGCGACCCCCCCCACCCCGCCCCACAAACCCCACCCUGGGAGGGGGUCUCCAGGCGGGGGAGAGCGCGGACACGGAAGAUGCACGUGCUUAAAAGAAACAUUCUAGAAGAAGCGUGAAGCGUGGUGGGCAGAGUUCCCGAAACUCUUUUCCUGGAUCACAUCUUUAUUUCUAUCCGAAGGCGAGACGACAAAGGCAGUAUUGAUGUUUUGCCUGGCACCCGUUGGAACCGGGCCCAUCAUGAACGUCACGAAGGGGGGUCUGGUCCUGUUCUCGGCCAACUCCAACCCUUCCUGCAUGGAGCUCUCAAAGAGGAUUGCUGAGCGCCUGGGUGUGGAAAUGGGCAAGGUGCAGGUGUACCAGGAGGCAAACAGAGAAACGAGGGUGCAGAUUCAGGAGUCCGUGAGAGGCAAAGAUGUUUUCAUUAUCCAGACCGUUUCCAAGGACGUGAACACCACCAUCAUGGAGCUGCUGAUCAUGGUCUACGCCUGCAAGACCUCCUGCGCCAAGAGCAUCAUCGGCGUGGUGCCCUACUUCCCCUACAGCAAGCAGUGCAAGAUGCGGAAACGGGGCUCCAUCGUCUCGAAGCUCCUGGCCUCCAUGAUGUGCAAGGCAGGGCUGACUCACCUGAUCACCAUGGAUUUGCACCAGAAGGAGAUCCAGGGGUUCUUCAACGUGCCGGUGGACAAUCUGAGGGCGUCACCGUUCUUGCUGCAGUACAUCCAGGAAGAGAUUCCGGACUACAGGAACGCUGUGAUUGUGGCCAAGUCUCCUGCAUCUGCGAAGAGGGCGCAGUCAUUUGCUGAGCGUUUGAGGCUGGGCAUCGCCGUGAUCCACGGAGAGGCUCAAGAUGCUGAGUCUGACCUGGUGGACGGGCGCCAUUCGCCCCCAACUGCCAAAAGCGCCGCCGCCAUUCACCCCAGCUUGGAGAUACCCAUGCUGAUUCCGAAAGAGAAGCCGCCCAUCACUGUGGUUGGAGACGUUGGGGGACGAAUAGCCAUCAUUGUGGACGACAUCAUUGAUGACGUGGACAGUUUCCUUGCGGCCGCAGAGACCCUGAAGGAGCGAGGCGCCUAUAAGAUUUUCGUCAUGGCCACCCAUGGCCUCCUCUCCUCCGACGCCCCCCGGUUGAUAGAGGAGUCGGCAAUCGAUGAGGUGGUGGUGACCAAUACCAUUCCUCACGAGAUCCAGAAACUGCAGUGCCCCAAAAUUAAGACGGUGGACAUCAGCCUCAUCCUCUCGGAGGCCAUCCGCAGAAUCCACAACGGAGAAUCCAUGUCGUACCUUUUCAGAAACAUAGGACUAGAUGACUGACAGUUGCUUGGGAGGGCUCGAAGGAAAGAAAGAAAGAAAAAAGAUUUUUUUAAGGGGCCAAACUGGACACGGGACAGAAACCCAGCUGUGAAACUUUUUGUGGCUUAAUCUCUGUAUUUUGGUGGGAGCCCUUUUUUUAUUAGAUGGCUUUUAUUCCAACCCCCCUUCCCCCCCCUUCUUUCCGGUGGUUUAAAUGGAGUAGACAAAAUCCUCAGAGCUAUUUUCCUUGCGAUUUUGUUUUCGAGAAAGAGAAAGGAUUUUAUAAAAAGUUUUAAAAAAACAACAGAAACAACAACCCUCUUUUCAGCUUCUAGAGACGGUCAGGUUAGCUGUGCUAUUUUGCAGGCAAGACCCCCACCCCACCCACCCCCCACCCCCCCCGGCAGAGAUUUUUCUGCUGCAGCUUCAUUGCAAGGAAUCCAAAUUGGGAAAUGGCCCUAUUGAUGGUUUUCCUCUUUUUUGGGGGGUGGGAGGGAUUUGGGGUGAUCUUGGCAGCAGGAAGGACUGCACCUCAAGGGCAUUUAUUUCUAACAUGGAUCCGGAACUGGAAUCGACUCAUGUUCAUAAGACUAUUUUGUCCCAGCAAAUAUGAAGAGUCCUGCACUCCAUUAGAGCCACGUUUCUCAAGCUUGGCCACUUUAAGAUGGGUGGACUUCAACUCCCAGAAUCCAAGCUGGCUAGGGAAUUCUGGGACUUGGAGCCUAUCCAUCUUAAAGUGGCCAUAGAGCUUGGAAGUACUGCCAUAGAGCUUGAGAUAAAGGCAUUCAUGUCAGACCCGGCUAUUUGUCAUGUGAAAAUAGCCGCUUCAUACAAAACACGGUUGCACAUGUGGGAGGGAAAUGAACGGAAGCGGCUGUUUUCAUAGGAGUUGAACCCUGGGAAUCGAAAUCCACCGAUCUUAAAAGUGGCCAAGCUUGGGAAACGCUGCCUUAGAGCUUGGGAUGAAAGCACCCAUGUCAGACUCGGCUACUUGUCAUUGGAAACAGCCGCUUCUGUUCCUUUCCAUCGUUCGUGUGCAUCUUUUAUGCAUCUUUCCAUGAGAUUCGCACAGGAGGCGUUCUCCUGCGUUUUUGGAAGACGAGGUAGCCCAUAAUCUUCCUUCCUGAUCCUCUCAGCUUGCUUUCAAGUGCUUUUGUGUAUUGUUCGACAAACGGUAGCUACGGCGUCGAGUUUGUGUCCGAGACCAGCCAAACAAGAAAACCGCACUGUUGUAUGCAGUUCCGUGACGUUUUUUUUUUUGUAACCAUGCUUUUAUAGGAAGAAAAAAAAACCCAUAAGGAACGUGCACUGGUAUUUAUUUUCUGGCACAAAUAAAAUGACUCUGUUUUUGCAUGA
Molecule: messenger RNA, 2702 nt
Organism: Pantherophis guttatus
Lineage: Eukaryota; Metazoa; Chordata; Lepidosauria; Squamata; Colubridae
Gene: PRPSAP2
Product: phosphoribosyl pyrophosphate synthetase associated protein 2
Biological process (GO): purine nucleotide biosynthetic process; 5-phosphoribose 1-diphosphate biosynthetic process
Cellular component (GO): cytoplasm; ribose phosphate diphosphokinase complex
Molecular function (GO): magnesium ion binding; ribose phosphate diphosphokinase activity; ATP binding
Source: RefSeq, a predicted model, not a curated record